GCAAGAAAACAGAACAAACUCAGCAACGACGACGAGUGGAGCAGCAGGAGGCGAAACGGACGGACGGACGGACGGACGAACGCGCGACACCUCAAGCCGUCUUUUUCGCGUAUCGGAUUUCGGAUUUCCCGUUUCGUUUCGGAAACUUGAGAAAGAAAAAUGUCGGAUAGCAGAGACCCGGCAAUUAAGCUUUUCGGGAGGACGAUUCCACUGUCUACUCCGGACGAAAUCUCGUCGGUAUCGUCCGUUGCAGGUGAUGGACCUGAAGAUCAUGAGCCGUCUUCCACGAGCGAGAAGAAAUCCAAUGGUGGAGAAGACGAAGAAGGAGAGGGAGAAGAAGAGAAGGAUUGGGAGAAUACAAAAACAACUGAAAUCAAAGAUAAAGAUCCGCCCGCACUGAUUUCAGAAGAUGACUUAGCUAAGCCAACAACCUCUUCAACGGUAAAAGAGAGCCCCAAAACGCCUUCUGUUGAUAAGGAAGCCCUGCCUGUGGAAGCUACAAGGGCCAAUGAAGAACAAAGCGACACAAGCAUCUCGAAAGACAAGGUUCUAAGGAAGCCCGAUAAAAUACUGCCAUGCCCUCGCUGUAACAGCCUAGACACAAAGUUCUGCUACUACAACAAUUACAACGUCAACCAACCACGGCAUUUCUGUAAGAACUGCCAGAGAUACUGGACGGCUGGUGGGACCAUGCGGAACGUGCCUGUGGGAGCUGGACGUCGCAAGAACAAGAACUCCACCUCACAUUACCGGAACAUAAUUGUGCCCGAAGCUCUUGCAGCUCGAACUGACAUGUCUGAAGCAAUUCAUCACGCCCCAUUAAAACCCAAUGGCACCUUCCUCAGUUUCGGCUUGGAUGCCCCCCUCUGCGAAUCCAUGGCGUCUGUUUUGAACCUUGCAGACAAAUCGAUGCAGAAUUGCCACGGGAACGGGUUUCAUAGAUCAGAAGAACAGAGGAUUCCAGUUUCCCGUGGAGCAGAAAAUGGCGAGGAGCAAUCAAGCGGGUCUUCUGUCACAGCUUUGAAAUCCACAGACAGAAAUCAUGCUAAUUUGCAGGAGCCUGCUGCACAGAACGGUCAAGGAUUCCCUCCUCAGAUACCGUUCUUUGGUGGAGCUCCUUGGACAUAUCCAUGGAAUUCAGCUCAAUGGGGCACUCCAUUGGCACCGCCCCCUUUCUAUCCCUCAAGCUUCCCAAUACCAUUUUACCCGCACCCUGUGACCCCUUACUGGGGUUGUACUAUACCAGGCACUUGGAAUGUUCCUUGGGUACCUAUUCCAUCUUCUCCCAACAAUGGAUCCUCUGUCUCCAGUUCUAAUUCCCCAACCUUAGGAAAGCAUUCGAGAGAAGGAGAAUCACUCAAAGAAAGGGACACGGAGAAAGAUGACACAUCCAAACAGAGCAGCUCAGAGAGGUGUCUGUGGAUUCCUAAGACGUUGAGAAUCGACGACCCUGGUGAAGCUGCAAGGAGCUCUAUAUGGGCAACUCUGGGCAUUAAAAAUGACAAGGCGGACUCAAUCAGUAGUGGAGGGCUUUUCAAGGCCUUCCAAUCCAAGGCAGAUGACAAGAACCAUACAGUAGAGACCUCUCAGGUCUUGCAUGCCAACCCUGCAGCAUUGUCACGGUCACUGAACUUCCAUGAGAGCUCGUAGAUCAAUAGGUAAUUGAAAAUAUGUUGUUGGGAGUUUCGGCUCAUGGAGGGAGUUUGGGCCAUUGAGCUUUAUACAGCUCCAUCAGAGAUUAAGUCGCUGAAAAGGGUUGCAUUGAAGGAAUGGGCUCAGCAGCCACGGCAUGACAAAGGUUGAAGGAACAUCUCUGGUUUCCUUAGUAGGAAUCUUGAAGCGGCUCAAGACAGCUACUAGUUUGAGCUCUUUUGUAGCAAUACGAAGUAUGAACAGUCCUUUGCUUAGUUCUAAUGGUUUGGCGAGUUUGUGUAAAUGUAUAUACAUCUAUAUGAGAUAGUGAGAAAAUGAGAGAGAGGGAUUCUAAGAUGUACCCAAAUAAACUUAUGAAUCUAACUUCUUUUUCCUCAA
Molecule: messenger RNA, 2031 nt
Organism: Magnolia sinica
Lineage: Eukaryota; Viridiplantae; Streptophyta; Magnoliopsida; Magnoliales; Magnoliaceae
Product: cyclic dof factor 2-like
Exons: 2
Coding region: 160-1650 (496 amino acids)
Biological process (GO): regulation of DNA-templated transcription
Molecular function (GO): DNA-binding transcription factor activity; DNA binding
Source: RefSeq, a predicted model, not a curated record